AUGUAUGAAUCUUCGAAUAAUAUAUUGAGUAAAAGCAAGGAGUUAGGUGAGAUAUUUUUAAAAUCCUUGAAGAACGAUGGGGAGAGUGUUAAGUAUUUAAAUGAGUGCAAGAACUGUGAAAUUUCGGAAUUCUAUGGUGCUUUUUAUUUAGUAUUUUCUAAUGUAAUAAACAAUGACAACAAUUUAAUUGUAUUUAAAGACCAUUUACUGUUUUUAUCUUUUUGUUACAUGAACAAGCUACUUGAAAAGUAUUAUACUAUUUAUACUGUUGAGGAUAAAAAUAAUAUACGAAAUAAUUUUAUAAAUAUAUUGUUUUCUUUACCAAUACAUUUCAAUCAUGAGUUGGAUAGCAGCAUGCUAAAUAUAAAAGAGAAAUCCAUAGGAUUAAUAAAAAAAAAGUUUGUUCAGAAUUUUCUUAACGAAAAUAGUUUUCUUAUCAGAAAUUACCUGACCUCCUUAGACAAUUAUUUUAUUAGUUCAUAUAUGAACUCAACACGAAAUAAGUAUUCUCAGAUAUUAAGUAUACUGUGUAUGCAUAAUGAUUAUAUAUAUUUUAGGUAUGUAUUUAAUUUUAUUUUAUUUUUUUUGAGUGAAUCUUUGAAAAGAAAAUUGGCCCCAUUAGGAUUUAACGAAGUGGAGAAGGAAGAGUUCAAACAACUUAUGUCCGUAAACUUUAUGGGGAAUUAUGGGGGGGGAAGAGAAAACGUAUUAAGUAGUAGUAACAUUCGAAGUAUUGACAACGUAAAUGAUAAUAACAAUUUGAUGAAGCAGGACGAAUAUUUUGGAAGCGUCCUGCACAUCUGCAUAAAUUUCUUGAAAGAAAUAUUUUAUACCAUAAGCAAUGAAAACCCGUCUAAGGUGGUUAACAGGCAACAGUUAAAUAUAUUUCGUUCGAUCAUAAUUAACGAUGUAAAUGAACUAUUUAAUUUUUUUUUUAUUUCUUUUUAUUAUUGUGUGUAUUUUAAUAAAAAAAAUGAAUUCGAGCUUUUGCUAGAGUGUGUAAAAGAAUUAUCUUUUUUUUUUCCAGCAUAUAUAUUUUUUAGUGAGUCUAGUUCUUCGAUAGGUAGUACACCGAUGGGCAGUUCCCCAUCAAGCAGUUCAUCGCUAGUCAGCCCAUCUUUAGUUAGCUCGUCGCCAAUCAAAUUUUUGUUGAAUAUACUACUUGUCUGUUUUACAAAAACGUCAAAUGGGUGUGUAGUAAAAGGGCAAAUAUCCCCUAGUGGGGAUAAUGGUAGUAGAAAUUAUAUCUCUGGUGUUGGUAAGAGUAGCAUUUCGUCUAUUUCUUCUAUAGCUCUUAGCGAUUUUUGUAAAUUGUACAAACAAUACAUUCCUGUAAACGAGUUUACAUGUAAAUGUCCUUGCCUGUACAAGUUGUUAGAUAGUGUAGACAUAGAAGAAAAGCUGCUAGUCAUUUUUUUAAAUAUAGUUGAAUAUAUAUCUAGAAUAAAUAAUAAAACCUUUUUUCAAUUAAAUGAAUAUGAAUUAAUGCAAUUUUUAGAAAAUUAUUUCAAUAUAAAUUUAAAUUUGUAUGAUGUUAAUAAUUAUGCUUUUCAAAAUAUAUACGUACGAAUGAUUUUAAAUUUAUCACGUAUACCUAUGUCGAACUAUUUACAUAAAAAAGAAAACAAACUUAGAUGUUUUCAUAUUUAUAUAAUGAACAUAUUUAAAAAUAUAUAUCACCCAAGCUUAAAAAUUUUAGUAAAUGUAUUAACAAUAUGUAAAAACAUAUUUGACUAUAACAGAGAUCUAAUUUAUAUAAAAAAUAAGGAACAUGAAGGAGAGAGUGAUAUAUUUAAUAUGAACAAGAAUGACAAGGAAAGUUUACUAAAUGAAAAUAAUGAAAAACGUUUUAAUGGAAACCAUUUCGUAAUAACACGUAAUGAUUUAAAGAAGCUCAUCAUUCUGCUGUUUGUCAAAAUUGUUAAGAUACCCAUAUAUACUACUAGUACCCCUUUGAACAAAAAGUUGAUGGUGCAAUUUGUUAGCAGCUACGUGGAGCAGUAUGACGACGCAUGGUUUGAUGCCUACUACCGGUGCGUGCGGGAGUACCAAGAGGAGGUCGAGGGGUGCAUCUACAAUGUUAGCGGUGUUGGUAGUAUUAGUAGUGAUAAUGUUGUUGGCAGUGCCAACGGGAGUGGCCAUAUUAAAAACAUGCUGAAGAACAAGAUUUACGGCCUACUGAGAACACUAAUAGGGAUGAACCACGAAGUGUACCAUAUAAUGUUAGAAGUGUUUUUCGACUUUUUUAAAUUUUAUGAUAACAUAAAUUUGUCUAAUUUGUGCAGUGAAGUAAUAAAGGUGAAGGAUUAUUUUAUAUACAUACUCCUGAGGGUAUAUUACCAGUUGCUUACCUUUUUCAUCAACAUAUUGAAGGAGUGCAAAAGUGUAAUAACGGAUGGAGAUACAGAAAUAAAUAGAAAUAUUAUUUCGUUUCAGCUGCUGAGUAGUGUGGAUGGAGAUUUGACUUCCCAGCAAGCAUAUGUACGGGAUAAGAUUAACUUGAAAACGUUACUUCAAAAAAGAAUUGUAGAGAUGCAAAAAGAGCAGGAUAACGAGAAUGGGGUGGCAGGUGUGAAGGAUAUGAAUGAAGUAAAUCGGGUGAGCAGCCAGUCAGGUAUAUUUCCCACACCGGGUAAGGGCGUUGUAGUGGGGGACAAGGAAUAUAAUAGUGAUAAUAUAAAUGGACUGAAAAAAGAAAUCGAACGAAUUGAUUUAGAGCUACAUAUAAUUAAAUGCAUAGAAAAAUAUAGAGGAUCUCCAUACUAUGAAAUAUGUAAUAAGUGUAUAAUGAAUUUAUUAAGUUGUUAUAAAAUAAUAUUAGAAAAAGAUUUUUUAAAUUUUGCAAAAUUUUCAUCCAAUUUUAUUCUAUUUGAAAUUAAGAGAUUAGAAUAUAUAUCUAGUAGUACUUAUAUUUUAAAUUAUAACAAAGAUUUUGCAUUUCUUAUGAUAGAUCAUUUAGUACAAAACAUUGUUAAGAAUGAUAUGGAGUAUUCAUAUGAAUUAAAAAAAAAUUACGUCUCUAUAUUUACUGCAGUCAUAUUAAAUUUAGAGCACUUUCUUUCUAAUGAGAUGAUUAAGAAUGUGCUAAAAACAUUUAUUGAAUAUAAGAAGAAGACAAAAAAUUUUUUUAAAUAUAACAAGGAGUUUACAAUUUUAUUGUUGACUCUGAUAUAUGUAUUAAAGGUGGACUACAUCAAUGGGGAAUUUCCUAACUACAUUAACUUGGUGCUAGAUGAUACCUACGAAUUCUUAACUUCAUUUAAUAAAACAAUAACGUCAUUUUAUAAGCUAUAUGAACUUUUUUAUUUGAGUGAACAUAAAACCGAAAGGGUACAUUCCUUAUUCGAUGUGUACAAAGUAGUGCAGAAUUAUUUUAGCUUAUUUUCCCUCCGCAAAUUUGGCUGUUUUGUAAAAAAUUCGAAAAAAGAAAAAAAUGAUAGCAGUUGUAAUAAUUUUUUUUUCAUGACUAAUGAAAAGAGACCCAUGGAAGAAACACAUUUUAGUGAAGAAACACUUUUCAAUCAUAUAAACAAUAACACAGCAAUGAUAAAUGAAAACGAAUUUUUACAAAUUGCUUUCAACUUGUUUACCUCUAUAUUGUGCAUUUAUCCCCUUUUUAACGACAUGCUAAACACUAGUAGUAUUACUUUUGAAAACUACCCCAUGUUGUGCUCCGAGGUGAAUUAUUUUCACCUGAACGGCAAGGAGAGGGAAGUGUUAAAUAAUGCACACAGUCAGGGGUGUGGAAGUGUGGUUAGCGGUCCAGUUAGUAGUGCACUUAACAGUGGCGUGGUUGACGGCUUGGAGUAUCACCUACGGGGGGGUGUACCAGGAGAUCCGAGUGAAACGCACAUAAGGGAUAGAGGGAGAAGAAAAAAAUCGAACUGUAGCAUUAGACUAAUGCAUGAAAAUGUUUGCACUAUAAUAAAGAAGUUCAUUAGUGAAGGGUACAUAUUCAUGUAUAAUGACAUUGUGGAUCUUUUUAAUAAUGUUUUGUUAAUAGGUUUAUCAUAUAGUCCAUAUUACUUUUUGAAUGAAAAUAUUUUAUAUAUUUAUCUUUGUUUGAGUGAGAAGUUGAAAUAUGUUAUAAGUAACAGAAUAAUAAAUAAGCUACUAAUUCAUUGGUAUAUUAAAAUAUAUGAGCCUUUUUUUGAAAGAAAAUUUCAUUACUUUAGAGCACAGUUUGAUCAUAUUAAAAAAGUAAACAAUGAAUUAAAUAGCCAAUUAAAUAUUAAGGAAGAGGAAUAUACUAUUUAUUAUGAUAUGCUAUAUAUGAAUAAACACUAUAUUUUGAAUUACCUGAAAAUAUGUAAGAACAUAUUUGUUAUACCCAAUGAUUUUAAAAACACUCAAGAAAGAAGUAAAAAAUUUUAUCAUUACAUUUAUGAUAUUGACAAAGUACAGCUAUUUAACUGUUUUUUACCUACAAUUGAGUUUUUGCUUAAUAGUUAUGAUUGUAAUAUUACAAGACGAUGCUUAAGUUUGCUUGUAGAUGUGUCAGACUCACUUAUUAUGUUAAGUAAUAACAGCUCCUGUCUUUGUUUUGCCAUAUUACAGAUCAUUAAAACUCUUUUGCAGUCCUUCUUUAUGUACAACCCUCUUAUUUUAACCCUGUAUCAAAGUAAGAAAGAGGACGACAAAAGGUUAACUAGUCGAAUGUACAGUGACUAUACAGAUGAACAUAUGGAAGUAUUAUAUAUAGGUGAGAUGAAAUUAUUUAUGAAGGAGGACCCACACGAGUUGUCUUCUUAUUUAAACGUUUUUACCUCCACCAUUUUAAAAAUUUGUAAAAAUUAUUUCAUCUUACAGAAAAAUAUUUUUUCUAUUAAUACAAACAACACAUCAUUUAGUGAAAUUGUAAAUAUAGAGAGCAUAAAACAUUUUAUUUUGUUGUUUGAACGCAUGGAUAACUCUAAUGCAUUCGAUUUCCAGACAAUUCUACUUGAUCUUUUCAACCAAGGCACUUCAGACUACUUAAAAAAUUUGCUCAUUCAAUAUAGAAUGCAUAAAAUGAACAAGUAA
Plasmodium malariae is the source of this 5022-nucleotide messenger RNA. RefSeq names its product conserved Plasmodium protein, unknown function. NCBI's taxonomy places the organism in Eukaryota, Apicomplexa, Aconoidasida, Haemosporida, Plasmodiidae. The record is from RefSeq and is a predicted model, not a curated record. The transcript has a single exon. The coding region runs from base 1 to 5022 and encodes 1673 amino acids.